AUGCAGUACCUCAGCAAGCUCGCCGUCGUCGCGGCUCUUGCCUCCUUUGCCCUUGCGCAGUCCAACCCGGCCUAUGGCUCGCCGCCUUCAUCAGCUUCCACUGCCGGAGCAGUAGCAGACCCGACUGCGGCCGCGUCCACCCCCGUCAGCAACCCCAGCUACGGAGAGCCGUCUUCCUCCUCCCUCGCAGACCCAACUGAUACCGCCUCCACCCCCGUCGCGGACCCGAGCUAUCCCACCACCGCUUCGUCUUCCGUCGCAGACCCGAUCAACACCAGCUCCACCACUUGCACUGAUGAAGUGGACCCUACGUCGACUGCCACCGGCUGGGCUGACCCUUCAUACCCGUCGUCCAGCUCGUCGGAUGUUGUUGGCCCGACUUUCACCUCGACCACGACUGCCACCGGCUGGGCUGACCCGUCUUACCCUACCCCCAGCUCCUCUGACCCCGUCGGGCCUCAAUCCAACGCCGGCCCGGCGCCCGGUGCACAGGCGCAACCGACGACCACUUCCACCAUCUACAGCUCGUCGACAAGCACCAUCACCCUCACGAGCACUGUCUGGUCCGGCGACGCGGCAGACCCCACCGCUGCGCCCAGCGAGGUGACGGUUGAUCUGACGACCACCUCCACCACCAUCAUCACCCUCGACCUGGCUGCUGCCGCUGCUGCUGCUGCGACCACGACGUGCGGCUCAGGCGCAACGACCACCAUCACCGAGACCGAGACCGUUACUGUCACCCCUGGCCUUCUUGCCUCCUAUCCCAAGUGGGCAACCUCCGCCGAAGCCUGGGGCAGCGCGAGCACCUUCGCCAGCGCCGUCAAAGCCACCGCAGCCGCCGCUCCCUUCGACCCCAGCAACGCAAGCCCCGGCUCAACCGGCUGGCCCGCCAACUCCCCCGCCACCAGCGCCGCCUCGCCCGUCGGCCCCGUCUCGACCGCGCAGUCGCAGCCCUGGUACCCGCAAGGCAACGAAACCGACCCUACCGGCGCAUGGCCCACGGGCGGCUGGUACCCCAGCUCCAGCGACCCCGUCGGGCCGGCGUCGACCUCGUCUUCCCAGCCUUGGAGCAACCCGGGCUACGGCGCUCCCACCUCGGCCUCCAGCGACCCCGUUGGCCCUGCGUCGACAUCGUCCUCCCAGCUUUGGAGUAACCCCGUCUACGGCGCUCCCAGCUCCAGCUCCUACGCGCCCGCUUCCAGCUCCGCGCCCGCUUCCAGCUCCGCGCCCGCUUCCAGCUCCGCGCCCGCCCGUCCCACCAGAUCUACAUAG
Molecule: messenger RNA, 1272 nt
Organism: Neohortaea acidophila
Lineage: Eukaryota; Fungi; Ascomycota; Dothideomycetes; Mycosphaerellales; Teratosphaeriaceae
Exons: 4
Coding region: 1-1272 (423 amino acids)
Source: RefSeq, a predicted model, not a curated record